AUGGGGAAGCUCUGGCCUGGUCGUGGAGAUGAUGCAGAACCGCCCGUAUUUCUUGAGUGGAGGUCAUCAAAGCUUUUUAUCACAUUCGUGGUUGUAUUUGCCGUCUUCACUGAUAUCUUGCUCUAUGGACUAAUUGUUCCUGUAGCUCCCACGGCUUUGCGCGAUCGAGUAGGUUUAUCUGACAGCGAAGCUAUGGCGGGCUACGUAACUGAUCGAAUCGAGUCCCGAUGGUGGCCCCUUAUGAUUGGCCUGAUUGCCUUGGCCGGUGCCACUGCUCUCCUCUGUGUCGGGACUAAUAUAGGCCUCUGGGUGGCCGGACGAUUGCUCCAGGGAGCUUCUGCGGCCGUGGUGUGGACAGUAGGAUGUGCCCUUUUAGUGGACUCAGUGGAAAAAGAAGAACUUGGUCAGUCUAUGGGCUAUAUUGGUAUGGGAAUGACUCUUGGCAUCAUGGGAGGACCUCUUCUUGGAGGAGUCAUCUAUGAAAAUGGAGGAUAUUAUGCCGUCUUCGGGCUAGCAUUUGGGUUGGUCGGACUGGACAUCGUGUUCCGAAUCGUCAUGAUCGAGAAGAAACAUGCCGUCCGAUGGCUCUCGCCUCUCCAGGAAAGAAAGGACAACGAAUCACCUCAAGCGGCUCCUGGAUGCGCGGACUCGGUUCAACCGUCACCUGCACCGCUCAAAAAGCGGCCUCUGGGAGCUUUAUUUAUCCUACUGGCUUCCGAGCGCAUGCUGGUUUCCUUGUGGACUUAUUUUAUUGUUUCCAUGGUCUUGACCUGCUUUGAUAGCGUCCUGCCUCUCUAUGUUGAGGAGACAUUUGGCUGGGAGCAAACCGGCCAAGGGCUUAUCUUCAUUCCCUUGUCGAUUCCUCAUCUCCUUGAUCCGUUAGUGGGAUAUAUCAUCGACACGUAUGGGGAGUCCAGACGCUACCUUGCUUCAGGAGCACUCUUAGUCAGCGUUCCACUCCUUGUGGUCCUCCGAUUCGUAACGCACGACUCCAUGGGGCAAAAGGUACUGUUGUGUGCUCUCCUGGUGUUGAUCGGACUUUGCAACGCAGUUUUGAUACCGUCGAUUAUGGUGGAAGCUUCUUAUGUAGUUCAGGCUAAGGAGGAACGGACCCCCGACAUCUUUGGGAAAGGCGGUGCGAUGGCCCUUGCUUAUGGGCUUUUGAAUUCGGCAUUUUCUGCCGGUACUAUCAUUGGUCCUUUCUUUGCGGGAUUUAUUCGCCAAAGUGCGGGUUGGGGAACGAUGGCGUGGGCGAUAGCCAUCCUUACGGGGGUGUCGACAAUCCCGACCUUGCUUUGCCUGGGCGGGUUUUGGUUCAAAAGAAAGAAUAAUACUGAUGGCUGA
This is a messenger RNA of Aspergillus tanneri, 1344 nucleotides long. RefSeq names its product MFS transporter. The transcript has 4 exons. Gene Ontology annotation, biological process: transmembrane transport. Lineage: Eukaryota; Fungi; Ascomycota; Eurotiomycetes; Eurotiales; Aspergillaceae. Gene Ontology annotation, molecular function: transmembrane transporter activity. The record is from RefSeq and is a predicted model, not a curated record. Bases 1 to 1344 code for a protein of 447 amino acids.